AUGUCGGCUCCAAUGGCCACUAGAGCGCUGAGCCGAGCCACCCGACAGUCAGCCUCCACCGCAAGAGCACGAUCCGCCGACCCGCCACCCCCGAAUCCCGAGCAGCACGAAGGCACAGUCAUCCAGCAACCCACCGAGCUUGGGGAUGAAGAGUACCACACGCUUGCGGACGAGUACAUGGAGGCGGUGCACGAGAAGGCGGAAGCGCUGCAAGAGGCGCGCGAGGAUGUGGAUGUGGAGUACAGUGCCGGCGUCCUCUCAAUCAACAUGCCCCCGCAAGGCACCUAUAUCAUCAAUAAGCAGCCCCCGAACAAACAAAUCUGGAUCUCCUCGCCGACGUCCGGCCCGAAGCGAUACGAUUGGGUGGUGUCGGGGGAGAGCAUGCAUCAGAAGGAGGGCGGGGGGACGGGCGAUUGGGUGUACAUAAGGGAUGGGAGCAGCUUGACGGAUCUGUUGAGCAGUGAACUGGGCAUUGUGAUUGAUUUGCAUGGGCAUGAGGAGAGUAUGAAGCAAAGUCGGGAUUUGACGGAGUGA
Molecule: messenger RNA, 534 nt
Organism: Neohortaea acidophila
Lineage: Eukaryota; Fungi; Ascomycota; Dothideomycetes; Mycosphaerellales; Teratosphaeriaceae
Product: Frataxin-like domain-containing protein
Exons: 3
Coding region: 1-534 (177 amino acids)
Biological process (GO): iron incorporation into metallo-sulfur cluster; intracellular iron ion homeostasis
Cellular component (GO): mitochondrion
Molecular function (GO): iron chaperone activity; ferrous iron binding; ferric iron binding
Source: RefSeq, a predicted model, not a curated record